Messenger RNA from Anneissia japonica, 2998 nucleotides. RefSeq lists its product as uncharacterized. Gene Ontology annotation, cellular component: Golgi apparatus. The coding region runs from base 292 to 2364 and encodes 690 amino acids. The record is from RefSeq and is a predicted model, not a curated record. NCBI's taxonomy places the organism in Eukaryota, Metazoa, Echinodermata, Crinoidea, Comatulida, Comatulidae. Gene Ontology annotation, molecular function: protein binding. The transcript is spliced from 9 exons.
CGUCGCAGAACAUGAGUCAUCGACACCACUUCAAAUUGAUUAUACGCCGCGGUCUGUUUUCAUAAAAUUAGUUAGCUGCUGUAGCUAGGCUAGACUAACUAUUUGUGAUUGAUACUACAGUAUUUUAGAUUUGAACAGUGAUUGCUUUUGCAGUUACAAAAAGGAAUAUGUUUUGAUUUAAUGGUUGUUGUAGUUCUACGGAAUAUUGCGUUGUCACUUAAUCAAUAGAUGGACGAAGAAUAUGAAUCAUCUUUGGAGUAAUAAUGGUGACUUGCAGCUAUUCUUGACACUAUGUCCCAUACUUCUGGUUUGUCAGCAUUGACACCUCCCGGUAUCCCAUCCAGUAAACAUCGUUCAACAUUUGUAUGGACACCAGUUUUUCCUGAAAAUCUUGUAACACCUUGUAUGCGGAGCAAGCAUGCUGCAUGUGUGGCCAACAAUUUCAUCUAUGUUUUUGGAGGCAGGGAUGCGCAUAGUAGUAGAAAAGACUUGUGGCGGUACAAUAUUACAACGAACGUCUGGACAAGCUUAGAAUGCUUUGGGACGGCACCACCAUUGUUACAGAACCACACCAUGGUUCAUUAUAAUGACAAGAUUUACAUCUUUGGUGGUGAGCUUGGAUUUGGAACAUCAGAUGAAACCCCACUGUGGAGCUAUGACUUACUGCAUAUGUCUUGGGAAAAAGAAGUUGGUGGCACUGAAGUCAUGAAGCCUCUUGGACGGCGAGGUCAUACAGCCACUCUUGCCAAUGGUGUGAUGUACAUCUAUGGUGGGUACUUGGACCUAAAGGGAUCAUCUAGUGAACUAUGGCUAUAUGACUUCAAAAGUGAAUCCUGGCAUAUUGACUGCCUGAGCCAACUGAAUGAACCACCGGCACGUCACAACCAUUCAGCCAUUUUGCAUAACAAUUCCAUAUGGAUUUAUGGUGGAUUAAGCAAUUUGGUGCCCAAAGCAGACUUGUGGAAAUGGGAUACAGAUGCCAGAAAGUGGCUAAGGAUCCGGUUUCAUCAGGGUCCCUCUAGCCUCAAUGGUCAUUCUGCUUGCGCCCACAACGAUUGCAUGUUCAUUUUUGGUGGCGAAGAUGGUUCAGACAUUGUAAGAAACGAACUGUGGCUCUUCAGUUUUGUCACUCAUAAUUGGAGUAAAAUAAGUCCGUUUCAAGAAAUUCUUCCUUCUCCUAGUCUUCAUCAUACGCUUCUCCCAAUACUCAAAGAAAUCCAUUCAGAUCGUUCCCCAGUUGUACAGUACAGAACUUCAUCUGUUCCUUUCUUACAUGGAAACAAAUCCAUAAAUAAUGUGUCACCCCCAAGACCAUACUCAUCUCCACCUAUUGACAGGAAUUCAUCCCCUUAUGGCGGGGAAACCACUCGAUUGUUUCAGAACCGUGUCCAUCCUUACCCGUCCAAACUACUUUCCCCCGAAGCCGCUGAAAAUCAAACAAUAGAUAACCAAAAUGCUGAUGGUGAUUGUAGUAGUGCGGAGGUUAUUCUGUUUCAUAAACAGAAAUUAGAUUUUCAGUGUAAAGAAAAACAAGAUGUAGAACAAAUAGAAGACAAGUGUGUGCUAAACAAAAACGGACAAAUUGAUGAUAAUGAAAAUUCUGUAAAUAUAACACAGAAUAUAUGUGAGAAGUGCGGUCAUCAGGUUUCAAACAGUAUUACAUCAGAACAAUAUGACGACUGCCAACUGUGUGUUAGUAAAACAGACGCUAAUAAAAAAGCAGCAUACAAAACGUUGCGACCAGAUUCAUUGACGUUACUUAACGCAGAAAGCAAAAGACAGACUUACAGUGAAAUUCAAGUAGUUGAUCUUGAAGAUGAUGCUGAUUUUCUGGCAUUUACCGAACGAACAAAGCUGCUAUCUCUUCAAGAACAUUCUAAAAUAUACCAAGCCGACGAAACAAAUGGCUUCUGUAAUUCAGGAUAUGACUCGACUGAGUAUUACCCGGGUACCAACGAUCAACGUUCCACCAAUAUUACUAGAGAAAUAUAUGCAAAUUCAAGCCGAACUGGAAGUUUUGAUAAACAGAAUGGAGUAAAUAACCACCAAAGAAAUAUGUUGAUACCAAAGAUUGUUGAACCAAAAAAAGCCAGACAGUAUGAACGUUCAAAUACAUUGCAAGAUAAUGAUAAACGCAAUGGAGAUUGCGAGUGGUAUCUGGCAAAAAAUCAGCAGGGACAAUAUUUAUGUGGAAAACAAGGUAGCGAAAUUGUGUUAUGCAUGUAUUUAAUAGGAGGUAAAGAAUGCAGUAGUAACAGCAUUGCUGGGUUGAAAACUCCUCUAGCUAUGUGGAAAUGUGCAAUGAUUCCAGGUAAACCUUCACCACAGCAAAUAAGAAAAUUGAUGGCUGAUAUGACUUCUUAGUUGCCCAGACAAUGCCUGCUGAGUGCUUUCAACCUUGACUAUUUUUAUAUGGUUAUUGAUGACUGUUUGUGUAAUCAAUAUUCCCGACACCUACAAUGUAAUUUAAGAUGCCUUAUAUAAUGAAGUUGAUUGGCAUAUUGUAUAUAUUAAACUUACUGAAAUUCAGAAUAACAGUAACCUUGUAUAUGAAAUAAAUUAGAUAGUAAUGAGGAGUGAUAUAUAUUAUUUAUAAAAAGAACACCUGUACUAUUGUUUAUGCAAAUGAGGAGUGCUAUCACUUGCAAAAUUGCAUUCUCAAUCUAUUCUAAAUGAGAGUUUGAAGAUUUGUUAUUUGAUGUAUUCUAGUUUAUAACAGUAUAACAGAUUUUUCCUACUGAAACAAAGUAUAAGGUUUGGUGGUAAAAGAAAUUAAAACGGUGUUGUUUUCUUUCAUAAGAUAUAUCACACUUACAUGGCCAGUUCAUUUAGAUCCAUUAUGAAAACAGACGUGUGUGAGGUAUUCAUAGCAUACAAAUUGUGAUUAUCUUUACAAUAAAUUAUACAAGGGAAGGUUGCUUAUUAAAUGGUAUUAAAGUCAGGCUCCGGAGGAAAAAAAUUUCAUGAUAUGUUGUAGAACUGAUUUUUCUAAGACAGA